Messenger RNA from Daphnia magna, 3569 nucleotides. RefSeq names its product multidrug resistance-associated protein 5-like. Gene Ontology annotation, molecular function: ABC-type transporter activity; ATP binding; ATP hydrolysis activity. Lineage: Eukaryota; Metazoa; Arthropoda; Branchiopoda; Diplostraca; Daphniidae. Gene Ontology annotation, cellular component: membrane. Gene Ontology annotation, biological process: transmembrane transport. The record is from RefSeq and is a predicted model, not a curated record.
AUGCUCUACAAAAAGUUAUACGCCUCUCUACUUUGGGCGAUAAGUCCAUUGAUGAUCAAUUUAUUUGCCAAUGAUGGUCAAAGGAUUUAUGAAGUGGCCAGCUUUGGACCUUUCAUUAUCGGUGAUCCCUUCGUCGCCACAAUGGGUACCGGCUACACGAUUUGGCUGUUGGGUCCGCAUGCGGCUCUGGGCAUGCUUGUCUUUGUCCUCUUCUAUCCAGUCCAAUAUUUAGUUUCCACAUUGACCGGAUACUUCCGUCGUCGAACGUUAAGCGCCACAGAUCAGAGGGUUCAACUUAUGAACGAGCUGUUAAUCUGCAUCAAACUGAUCAAGAUGUACGCCUGGGAAAAGCCGUUCUCCAAAAGCAUUAAAAAAAUCAGAGAAAAGGAAAAACGUUUUCUUGAAUCCACGGCCUACGUUCAAUCUGCUAGUGUCGCACUGACGCCCGUCGUGCCCAUCAUCGCAGUCAUCGUGACUUUCCUGGCCCACAUUGGAUUUGGAUACGACCUUUCACCUGCCGAAGGCUUCGCUGUGGUUGCUGUCAUGAUCUCAAGAGUUCGACCUUCGUUGAACGGUGCCCGUGAAGCUCUGAAAACAUGGGACGAAGCCAGGGUUAUCUGGCCUCGUAUCAAGAGUGUUCUAUCCAUGGAGGAAAGCAAGCCUUUCUCGGAGAAGCCAAUUGAUCGGAGCAUUGCGUUAUCAAUUUACAAUGGAUCGUUCGUCUGGCGAGAAAGUGCCCUAACUACGACCAGGGCUAAACGCAACCGAAAUUUAUGGAGUCGCAUCUGCUGCUGUUGCGGGCAAGGUGACAUAGAGAAAGAAGUGCUCACAUCAUUGGUCCAGCCAAAAUCGAUCCCUGUACUCAUCAGCAUCAACCUCGUCGUACCUAAGGGCCGUUUGGUUGCCGUUUGUGGAACAGUGGGAUCCGGAAAAUCUUCUCUCCUCUCGGCCAUUCUCGGUCAAAUGAUUUUAGAACAAGGCCGGGUCACUAUUGACGGAUCUUUCGCUUACGUCUCACAACAAGCUUGGAUCAUGAAUUGUACCCUAAAAGAAAACAUUCUCUUUGGCGAACCCUUCGAAAUGGAAAAGUAUAACCGCGUUCUGAUGGUGUGUGCCCUGGAUCAGGACAUUGGUAUUCUUCCAGCUGGCGAUCAAACAGAAAUCGGUGAAAGAGGCAUCAAUCUCUCGGGCGGCCAAAGGCAGAGGGUGUCCUUAGCCCGGGCCAUUUACGCCAACAGGGAUAUCUAUUUACUAGACGACCCUCUGAGUGCCGUGGACAGUCACGUCGGUAAUCACAUUUUCCAUCACUGUAUUCGCGGAGCUCUUAAGGAGAAGACGGUCGUGUUCGUGACCCAUCAACUUCAGUAUCUCAGCCAGUGCGAUGAAGUUAUCUUCAUGGAUCAUGGAAGGAUCUUGGAUCAGGGCCGUCAUGGUGACCUGUUGAAUCAGAACGAACGAUAUGCAACGCUGGUAAAUACGUUUUUGCACGAAGAAAGUGAAACUAACUUGGACAAAGUAGUCAGCAGUUCAGAAGACGAUCAGAUCAUAUCACAAACUUCCGGUCGAGCUUCUCCUGAAAGCGCAACCUUUAAGAGGAAACAGUUUGGGAAGAAAUCGAGUUUAUCGACAUCAACCGAAUUAGUGUUGAGUAAACAUUCAGUUACCGACGAUGAGUUGUAUUCGAAUGUGGACACUGGCGGCCGUCUGAUCGAAGAGGAGAAAAUGGAAGUUGGCUCUAUCCCUUGUAAAACGUACAAAGCCUACAUCAAAUCAGCUGGAGGAUACAUUCUUGCUGCUUUCGUUCUUUCCAUGUUCACCGUCAACGUAGUCGGCAGUGCGAUGAGUUCGUGGUGGCUGGCUCAUUGGCUUAACACUGGCGUUGUGAAUGCCACGAGGACAGUUGGCAAUGAAACUGAAUAUUACCCGAGUGUACGAGGCCAUCCGGAUCUUCAUUACUACGAACUAGUUUACGGCAUGUUUAUCCUAGUCAUUGUGUUCUCCAGUUUGAUCCGUAGUUUCUUCUUUAUCAAAGCUUCGUUGCGUGCAUCCAAUUUACUGCACAAUCGACUACUCGUCAAAGUGUUUAACAGUCCCAUGUCUUUCUUCGAUUCGACGCCAGUUGGCCGCAUCCUCAAUUUUUCACGGGAUCUCGACGAGACUGAUUGCCGCUUACCUUCGUGCAUCGAGGCUCUCGUUCAGAACAUGCUGGUUGUGUCGAUGUCUAUCACGUUCAUCGCCAUGGUCGUCCCUUGGUUUCUCAUUGCUCUUCUCCUCCUCGCUGUUAUCUUUAUCUUGGUCAGUCGCACCUUUCGAUGUGCCCUCCGCGAUCUCAAACGGCUGGAGAACGUUUCACGGUCGCCAAUUUACAGUCACGUCACGGCCAGCGUUAGUGGACUGAAUACGAUUCAUGCAUUUGGCAAGGAACGUGCCUUCGUCUCCAAAUUUAUGAAUUUGUACGACGAAAACUCGUCCGUCUUUUUCUUGUUUACCUGCAGCAUGCGCUGGCUUGCAGUCAGAUUGGAUUUCAUCGCAGUUUGCAUCAUUGGCGUUACGGCUGGACUUGUUGUUGUUCUUCGUGGAAUGAUUCCACCGGCAUUUGCCGGCCUGGCUUUAGCCUACGCUGGCCAGUUGACAGGCAUUCUGCAGAAUACCGUCCGUUGGGCCUCGAAAGAAGAGUCUCGUUUCACAUCCGUUCAACGAAUGGAAACGUUACUAGACACAUUGGAAAGCGAAGGACCUGCGAUUGUUAAAGAGCGUCGACCACCAAGUGAUUGGCCCCAAAAGGGUUCCAUCGUCUUCUCAAACGUCAACAUGCGUUAUCGGGCGAAUCUACCGUUGGUCCUGAACGAUGUUUCUUUUCACAUCAAACCCAAAGAGAAAAUAGGCAUCGUCGGUAGAACGGGUUCGGGAAAAUCGUCAUUGGGUGUCGUAUUAUUCAGAUUGGUGGAUCUGACAUCCGGUGUCAUUGAAAUCGAUGGAAUUGAUAUAGCAGAAAUAGGACUAGAAGAUUUGCGUUCGAAAUUGUCUAUUAUUCCUCAGGAUCCGGUGCUUUUUAUCGGUACCAUCCGGUACAAUCUAGACCCUUUUCAAAAGUAUAGUGACGUCGUUAUUUGGGAGGCCGUUGAACGAACUUACAUGAAAGAUAAAAUCAAAGCACUGCCCGACAAACUGGACAGCGCAGUCAUCGAGAACGGUGAAAAUUUCUCUGUUGGCGAGAGGCAGCUGCUUUGCAUGGCCCGAGCUCUGUUGCGUCACAGUAAGAUUCUCUUAUUGGAUGAGGCCACGGCGGCCAUUGAUACUCAGACGGACGCGCUGGUACAGCAAACGUUGCGUGAAGCUUUUGAAGAUUGUACCAUCCUGACCAUUGCUCAUCGCCUCAACACAGUCAUCCAAUGCGAUCGUGUUCUUGUCCUUCAAAGUGGAAUGGUAGUGGAAUUCGACAAUCCUUUGGUUCUCUUGGCGAAUGGCCGUUCGUCCUUUGCUGGAAUGAUGGCCGCAGCACAACGCAGAAAUGCUUUUUUAGUGUAGAAUUUUUAGUAUAUUCUUUUUAAUAAAUCAUUUCACAUAUA